UCCUAAGGCAAACAACAGAAUUUGAGUUAUAUGCAGAGUUAUGGCUCAGCUCAAGAGAUCAAUAAUGGCGGUUCUUCCUCUCGUCCUAAUGCUCAUCGUCUCUUUGACCCCUUCAGAAGCUACUGAUUUUCUGGUUGGAGGGAAAGAGAAUUCAUGGCAAGUUCCUUCUUCUCCCUCGGAGUUCAAUCGGUGGGCUCAGAAGAACAGGUUCAAAGUCGGAGAUUACCUAGUCUGGAAGGAGGACGCGAAGAGCGAUUGGGUCUUGGAGGUCACUAGACAAGGAUAUGAAACGUGCAACACUUCGAACCCAGUGAGAAGUUACAGUGAUGGCAGUACACGGGUAAAGUUGGAUCGGUCGGGGCCAUUCUUCUUCAUCAGUGGAGUUAAAGGGCACUGCGAGAAGGGACAGAAGCUCGAGGUUGUGGUGCUUUCGGAGGAUCACCACCGCAAGAGCGAAGCCCCCUCCCCUGCCCCUGCAAACUCUACGGCUCCUACUCCAGCUCAUAGUGGAGGCAAUGCACUACUGAGGGACGAUGUCAUGAUCGUGGUUGGUCUAUUUAUUAAGGGUUUUAUGCUAGGACAUUUAUUUUGAGAAGCGCUUCGAUUACUUGGUAUUAACAUGUUGUGUGACUAAUUAUCCCAUCCUAUGCAACUUUCUUUUCCAAUUUAAAUUCAAGUACGGUUAUGUGGUUAAUUACUUUAGUUAGGGCUCGUGAAUCCCACUUUUAAUGCUUCAUCUAGACUCACAUGAUUAUAUUUCAUGAAAUUCGGAGGAAAGGUCAAGUGAUCACUGAAAAGAUCGAUGUACGGGUGUUUUUCUUCUGUGAAGAUAAUUAAGUAUAAAGCUGGCUCCUCUCCUUUUGGUGUUCACAUUC
Punica granatum (pomegranate) is the source of this 875-nucleotide messenger RNA. The record is from RefSeq and is a predicted model, not a curated record. Lineage: Eukaryota; Viridiplantae; Streptophyta; Magnoliopsida; Myrtales; Lythraceae.